Messenger RNA from Amoebophrya sp. A25, 173 nucleotides. The record is from the annotation of a GenBank genome assembly. Lineage: Eukaryota; Dinophyceae; Syndiniales; Amoebophryaceae.
GCUGUGUCCUUGGUAGCACCUUCCCCAACAAAAGCAAUUGAUUGUAAUUAUCCUGCUGCUUGUUGUGGCGAGUGUCGCCGCGACGAGUGUGGAUCACAGUCGUGCAUUGUGGAUCUUCCUCUAGUUCAGAAGUAUUUGUUGGCGGUGAGGGAGAAGCACGACGUCAAGGUGAG